Molecule: messenger RNA, 1548 nt
Organism: Nicrophorus vespilloides
Lineage: Eukaryota; Metazoa; Arthropoda; Insecta; Coleoptera; Silphidae
Product: probable cytochrome P450 4d14
Exons: 7
Coding region: 20-1504 (494 amino acids)
Molecular function (GO): heme binding; monooxygenase activity; oxidoreductase activity, acting on paired donors, with incorporation or reduction of molecular oxygen
Source: RefSeq, a predicted model, not a curated record
GGUGAGUGUCUGUAAGAAGAUGUGGCAAUACGCGGCUGUGAUUCUGCUUCUUUUUCUCGUUUUGUACUUUAAAAGGUACAAAUACUUGAAACAAUUUGAAAAAAUUGAUGGACCUAAAGCAUAUCCAAUAGUUGGAAACUAUUUUUUGCUUAAAAAUCCGAGCAAAAAUAUUGCUAUUUUCAACGAAUUUCGUGCGAAAUAUGGAAAGACCGCAAAAAUGUUCGCAGGAAUGAAAAUGAACUUGAUAACAACGGAUGUAAAACUGCUGGAGGUGGUCAUGAAUUCUCCAAACUUGAUAAAUAAAUCAGACGAAUACAUUAUGCUAUUGAAACGAUGGCUGGGCGAGGGUCUUCUCAUCAGUUCAGGUGAAAAAUGGAGAUCGCACAGGAAGAUCCUAACACCGGCUUUCCAUUACAAGAUCCUAGAGGAUUUCAUCGAGGUAUUCGAAUCUCGUGGAAAGUUCCUAGUGGAUAAUCUGUUGAAGGUCUCCAGUGCGGAAUGCGUGGACGUGCACACAAUAAUCAGUCUCUAUACGUUGGACGUUAUAUGCGAUACUGCGAUGGGUACGUCCGUGAAUGCCCAGUGCAAUCCCGAUCACAAAUACAUGGAAGCGAUAAAAACGAUGUGCAAUAUUUCCGUGGAUCGCAUUAUGAACCCGAUUUAUAGGACCGAAUGGAUGUACAAGUGUACAAAUCUCUACAAAACUGAGUUGAAGGCUCUGGAAACCAUUACCAGUUUCAGUCUCGGGAUCAUCGAGAAACGCAGAAAAUUUUUGGAGUCGCGUCAUUACAAUGAAGAAAAUGAAUGCGACGAGUUUGGUAAACGCAGGAAGAUGACCUUCAUGGAUAUCCUCUUGAAGAGUACUAUUAAUGGUAAGCCGUUGACCAACGAGGAGAUUCGCGAGGAAGUUGAUACUUUCUUGUUUGAGGGACAUGACACUACUGCAUCAGCAAUAAGUUUCAUCUGCUACAGCCUAUCAAAGAACCCAGAAGUGCAGAAACUGGUGUAUGAGGAAAUUUGCCACGAGUUACCCUCAGAUCGCGCAGUUACGAUUGAAGAUCUUCAGAAUUUAAAUUACUUGGAGAUGGUAAUUAAGGAAUCUCUUAGGUUAUAUCCACCGGUCGCAUUUCAUACAAGAGUGGUGGGAAAAGAAUUUGAAUACAAUGGAACCAAGUUACCAAAGGAUUUAAUGAUUGCCGUAAACCAGUACACUUUGCACAGAGAUCCCGUUGAAUUCCCGGAUCCCGAGAAAUUUGAUCCUUUGAGGUUUACAGCUGAUAAACAGUCUAAACGCCAUCCGUUAGCUUACAUUCCUUUCAGCGCCGGUCACAGGAAUUGCAUAGGUCAAAAAUUUGCUAUGCUUGAGUUGAAGACGGCCAUAGCCAAAGUGAUCGAGAACUUCGAGUUACUUCCUGUACCUGGAUACACACCCGAAUUAAUUUCCAAGAUCACGUUGAACUCAAACAACGGAAUCUGCGUUAAGUUGAAACCCAGAAACUCUUAAUUUUCUGUACGUUUUAAUAUUAAAUAAAAUUUAGUUUUUUCAAA